AUGGCUUCAAGCUCUCUGAAAAGACAAGACUCAAACAGCCGCUGGACACCAAAGCAGAACAAGGUGUUUGAGAGGGCUCUGGCUCUUUACGACAAGGAUACCCCGGACCGGUGGCAGAAUGUGGCCAAGGCUGUUGGCGGGAAUAAAACACCCGAGGAAGUGAAGAGGCACUAUGAUAUCCUCCUUGAGGAUCUCCGGCAAAUUGAGUCCGGCCAGGUUCCUAUUCCUAACUACAAGUCCCUUGGAAUCACCACCACAAAAGUUGAUGAGGAAGAAAGGCUUCUGAAGUAUCUUAAGCUGCAGUAG
This is a messenger RNA of Fragaria vesca subsp. vesca, 306 nucleotides long. Its product is annotated as protein RADIALIS-like 6-like. Gene Ontology annotation, molecular function: DNA-binding transcription factor activity. The record is from RefSeq and is a predicted model, not a curated record. The transcript has 2 exons. Bases 1 to 306 code for a protein of 101 amino acids. NCBI's taxonomy places the organism in Eukaryota, Viridiplantae, Streptophyta, Magnoliopsida, Rosales, Rosaceae.